UCCGAGUACAUAUGCCGUGAUGUCUCUCUGCCAUUCUAACCAUCACCAACUACACUUCUGGCAUUAAUCUCCACUUCACUUCACUUCAAAAUGCCCAACUCAGUACAAAUUGGCAUAGUUGCCUUCUGCAUCGUCAUUCUCCUUGCCAUGCUCGCAUGGGCUUUCUUCUGGCCUCACAAACGCCACAGAUACGGAAUGGAUAACUCAAAAAAAGCCGCAAAGAAGCGCUCGCGUACCGCUGGGCGGUCGCACAGCGAUAUCGAAAUGCAUCCAAAGAAUUGGGAUGACGAUGACAGUUUUUCAAAGGUUGGAAAGAAGAGAGCAAUGCCCGUGUAUGAAGUCGAGAAGGAUGAAUCUACAUGAGUGUGGUUGUGCUGUGGGCAUGAUUGAAGGAGUUUGAGAUUGUAUCAUACAAAUCUCAAACAAAUCUCGAUCUCUCGGUCGAGGAUGACAAGUCAAUAUUCGCAUCUUCAGAAUAUCAAACAAUCAAGCAAGACUCUUUUUACAAAAAUAACUUUCAUGA
Molecule: messenger RNA, 523 nt
Organism: Sclerotinia trifoliorum
Lineage: Eukaryota; Fungi; Ascomycota; Leotiomycetes; Helotiales; Sclerotiniaceae
Source: the annotation of a GenBank genome assembly